AUGGAUAUGGCGAAUAAGCUGGCUCAGUUCGGGAAUGGUCUUGACGACUUCACAGAUGUAUCAAGGGACGACUUUGAAGACAUGGUGAAUGUACGAGGCGAUCGAGAGGGUGACUACCUUGCGGACAUGUACAUCGUUACCUGGAAGGCCGAGACAGAGACGAAAAAGGCCGUGCUGAAGCUAACCGGAUGUGGUGAAGCAGGAUGUGGUCACUUGUUUAAAGAAGUAAGAGCGUACUGCAGACUGAAGGAAUGUAAACAUGUACUGAAGCUGUAUCAGUAUGGCAUGUACUAUGACCAUCAUCAUUAG
This is a messenger RNA of Gregarina niphandrodes, 309 nucleotides long. RefSeq lists its product as hypothetical. The transcript has a single exon. NCBI's taxonomy places the organism in Eukaryota, Apicomplexa, Conoidasida, Eugregarinorida, Gregarinidae. The record is from RefSeq and is a predicted model, not a curated record. The coding region runs from base 1 to 309 and encodes 102 amino acids.